AUGGCUAAUAUGACUGCGCGGCUUAACAAGGAGCGAGAAAGACUUUUUACAGAGCCAGUUGAAGGGAUCAGGGUAGCUGUAGAUGACUCGAACAUGAGAUAUUUCUAUGCUAUUAUUGAAGGUCCGAAAGACAGUCCAUACGAGGGUGGGUUUUUCAAACUUCAGCUCUUUCUGUCUGAACAGUAUCCUCAUUCACCGCCUAAGUGUCUUUUCAUGACCAAAGUCUACCAUCCAAAUAUUGACAAAAUUGGUCGUAUAUGUUUGGAUAUUUUGAAAACAAAAUGGAGCCCCGCUCAACAAGUUAGAACUGUUUUACUAUCUAUUCAAGCUCUUCUGGGGUCCCCUAAUCCAGACGACCCUCUUGACAAUGAUGUGGCAGCUGAAUGGAAGACAAAUGAAGCUAAAGCGGUUGAAACUGCUCGUGAAUGGACUCGAUUGUAUGCUACUGAAAAGCAUCUGGGCGACGUUUCUAACUUCGAAACACAAAGGUUACAAACGGAACCGAUAGAUGGAAUACAGGUAGAAAUUGAUGAAACAAACGCUCGCUUUUUUCAUGUAAUUGUCAACGGGCCAAAAGAUUGUCCAUAUGAAGGUGGUCGCUUUAAAUUGCAACUAUUCCUUCCUGAGGAAUACCCAAUGACGGCACCCAAAUGUCUUUUUUUAACAAAAAUAUACCAUCCAAAUAUAGAUAACGUCGGUCGUAUAUGCUUAGACAUUUUAAAGGAAAAAUGGAGUCCUGCUUUACAGAUUCGCACUGUGCUGUUGUCGAUUCAGGCUCUUCUCAGUGCACCCAAUCCCGAUGACCCACUUGCAAAUGAUGUCGCUAGUCAGUGGAAGUCUGAUGAAGCUCAAGCUAUCAGAAUAGGUAAUUCAUUAUUUUAUGCACUUUAUGAUCUAUUUGUGUGCUCUUUUCGAGAUUAUUUUUUGUAA
Molecule: messenger RNA, 930 nt
Organism: Rodentolepis nana
Lineage: Eukaryota; Metazoa; Platyhelminthes; Cestoda; Cyclophyllidea; Hymenolepididae
Source: the annotation of a GenBank genome assembly